Molecule: messenger RNA, 2101 nt
Organism: Chlamydomonas reinhardtii
Lineage: Eukaryota; Viridiplantae; Chlorophyta; Chlorophyceae; Chlamydomonadales; Chlamydomonadaceae
Exons: 9
Coding region: 150-1301 (383 amino acids)
Cellular component (GO): cytoplasm
Source: RefSeq, a predicted model, not a curated record
GUAUGCAUUCUAAUUAAGAAAGCCAUACAACACUGCAAAUGCACCGAACCGGCCUGAGCGCCGCGGGUGUGUCGCUGUGUGAGUCGUCGCAGGCCUCGACGUCCUACCGCUGCCAACUUGUGCAUAGGCCCAGAGUUUCACCCUUCCACAUGGCCCCUCAUCGCUGCUCGAGGCGCGCACGCGUGGUGAUGGCGUCAGGCUCGACAGCCCCCACUACCAAUUUCGACGCCGACAGCUACAAUGCUGAGCGGCUUAAGCUCGACGAGCAGGCUCGUGAGGGCAUGCGCACGCAGCUGGCCCGCGACUCCACUGCUGAGGCGGCGGCGCCAGGCAGCGUGGCGGGCGCGUGGAAGUGGGAAAUCAGAAAGAAGAUCUGGGAUUACAUGGAGGCAAACGACAUAGCCAGGUUCCCGCGGCCGGUGCACCACCGCAUCCCCAACUUCGUGAACGCGGACAUCGCGGCGGAGCGCCUGAGCGACCUGCCCGAGUUUGUGAACGCCCAGUGCAUCAAAGUGAACCCCGACACUCCCCAGAAAAUAGUCCGCAACCUGGUGCUCACCCGCAACAAGACGCUGCUUACGCCGCAGCCGCGCCUGCGCACCGGCUUCUUCAGCCGCCUCACCUCCGCCAGCUUUCCGCCGCAAGACCUCAAUGAGGCAUGCACCAGCGCAGGUGUGGCCAAGUACGGCGAGCCGUUGUCCCUGGACACGCCCAUCAAGGUGGAUCUCAUCGUGGUCGGCAGCAGCUGCGUGGAUCCAGCCUCGGGGGCGCGCCUGGGCAAGGGCGAGGGCUUUGCCGAGUUGGAGUACGGCAUCCUGCGCUACAUGGGCGCCAUUGACGAGCACACCCUUGUGGUCACCACCGUGCACGACUGCCAGGUGUUGGAGCCAGGCGCCAUCGAUGUAUCCAAGAUGCUGGAGCACGACGUGCCUGUGGACAUCAUCGUAACGCCCACACGCGUCAUCCGCACCAACACCAACCUGCCCAAGCCACCCGGCAUUCUGUGGCACAAGCUGUCGCCUCAGAAGCUGGGUCAGAUCCGGAUCCUGCAGCAGCUCAAACAGCGGAUCGAGCGCGAGACCGGCACGCCGCUGCCCACAGGCCCGGACGAGACGCUUCCGCCGCUGGCCGCUCGGGGCAAUCGGACACAAGGCGGUGGUGGGAACGGCGGCCGGAAUGGCGGCGGGCGGGGCGACAGGAGCCGGCCGCGCGGCAACCGCGGCGGGCGAGGCAACGGAGGUGGCGGCGGCCGGGGCCGGGGCGAGCGCACUCAGCAGUCUGCACCGCCGGCGCAGUCGUGAAGGGUCAUGGACUCAUGGCUCUAGGUUGUUUCGAACUGACCCUGAGUUGGUCAUUUUGCUGGGAAUGCUUGAAUGCUUUAUUGUUUGGUAUUGCAUGUAAAUAGGUGGCAGGGAAAAUUCGGGCGGAGCGAGAAGUGCCUUCGCACGUCCACGUCCGGAUUUGCGGGGAUGCCAAAGGCCCCCAACAUAGAGGCGUGUGCUUAGUAGGCGCCCGCGUCAAGGUGGCUGGGUUGAUAACGACCAGGCAGCCACCUCCUUGUUGCUGGGAAUGUGUGAUUGUGCUCUGGUAAUGAGUACUGAGGGAUGUGGACGUUAGCAUACAUGUACCGUAAGCUUUGUGCGCAUGGCUAGGCGGCGGUGAUGGCACAGCUAGACGCAGGUCAAGGGCAUAGCGGCACGGCCGGCAGGUGAAGGGCAUAUGAACAGAUGAACAGUGCCAUAGUACAGUAGAGUGCAAGGGAGUCACGGUAGUGAGGAGAAGGUGGCUGGUGGACUUGGCAACGGAUGGCAAAGGGGUUGCUGGAUGGCGGCAUGCUGUGCUUGCAGAGCUCGCUGAUGCGCAGGACAGCUUCCCUAGUAACAGCAGUUCUCAGCAGUAUGGGGCCAGGUGGCCAAAGCCAGUGAACCUUGGAUGUGGAUUGGUGCCGAGGAUCCAGAGCAGGGGGAAUUGGCCACAAGAACAGCGACGCGACAAGCAAAGGCGGAAGACUUCCUACAUGCCAUGAGAGAGUGUGCGUGAUGAUCACUACUUGUCGUGCCCGCGCGCUUGAGCGGCGCUCCGCGGACUCUUACCUUCGACG